GCUCUGCGGUCAACGAAAGGCAGCCAGCAAACAACAACAAACAAAAACAAAACAAAACAAAACAGAAGCAAAACACGCGUCGCGUCUCGCUGCUGCUUCUGCUUCUGCCUCUGCUUCUUCUGUGUAGGGAGUCUCUGUGAAGCAGCGCUGCUUAUUUGUUUGGAAUAAUAUUAUUUCCUUGUUUAUUAUCGUCACUCUCUCUUCAUAUUAUCAUCAUAUUCGACAUGCCCGACGAAGCAGUUAAGCAGGCGAUGCUCAAAAUCGUCGACGAGCUCACAAAUAUGCGGACGAGCAAACGGGGUCGAUUCUUCAGCGAGCUCUUCAUGGACGAACCCUCUGCGGACGAUUAUCCCGAAUACUACGAGAUCAUCAAGCAGCCCAUGGCAUUCAACACCGUCAUCAAAAACGUCAAGGAAAACAAAUACAACGAUCUGGACGCGUUCGCGGCUGCUGUGCAAUUGAUCUUUGAGAAUGCAAUGUUUUUCAACGAGGAGAAUAGUCAGGUUCAUAACGACGCCAGUCAUCUCCAGCGCGCGUUCAACAGCAAACUCGAAAAGAAGAAACGCGACCUAGGCGAUCUCGCGACCAGCACGACCGACAACAACAACGACAACAGCACAAGCACAAGCAAAAAACGCAAGCAGCAAGAACUCGACGACGAGCAAGCAGGCCGGUCGGUCAAACUAAAGAUCUCACUCGGCGUCAAAACCGAAGACGAUGGGGCCGCGUCGCAAAAGACGUCGCAGAAGAUUAAGUUGAAUAUCGGGAAGCAGCGCGAUCGCGAGGCUGCUGCGGUUGUUGCGCAGUCGCAGGAUGAAGAAAGUGAAAAGGAAGAAGAGCAGGUUAAACAAGAGCCCGAGCCGCCAUCCUCAGAACGACGCGGACGCGGCCGACCGCCGCGCAACAAAGCCAGCACGCCGCAGCAAGCCGCCGACACAUCUUCAGACGCGACCGAGACGGCCGCAGGGCGAUCGCUGCGCAAGUCUGCGCGCUCGGGAGACAGACAGCCCGUGUAUGACGAGUCGCAGCUCUUGGCGGACGUUGUGGACGACGACGAGCAGGACGGCGCGGCGCCGGCGGGGACGGCAGAUGCUAGUGGUGCUGCGACGGCGGGUGGUGAGAGUAAUUCGUCGGUGCCGGCGUUGCCUGUUGUUGUUCCUGGAAGUAAGCCAGGGAAUCAGCCGAGCGCGCCUGCGAAGCCUGACGAGUCGCGGUUGCGCGGACCCGGAAAGACCAUCGCGGACGCACUAAUCACCCACUUUGCCAUCUCCUCGAAUCCCAACCACCCCGCCUUCCCACCCUACAACAUCGACUUCCCGCCCAACAAAUCCGAAAUCUUCCAAUCAUUCACCAUCGUCCUUCCCGCCGCCUACUCGAUCAUCACGAUCUCGCCCACGCUCUCGCUCUCGCUCCUCACCCGGCACUACAACCUCUACAUGUCUCUCAACAACCGCCGGCUCAGUCCGCUCAUCCAGCCGAGCACCGCCUCGCGACGACUGAACGAGCCGCCGAAGAGUUACUACGAGAUCAAGUUGAACCCCGGCGUGAACGUCGUCGAGUGCCUUGUGCAUGCGUCGCCGCCGCCGCCGCCGGUCGGGAACGCGGCCGGACGCGUUGUGGUCGCGCCGCAGAGGUACGGGAUGAUUGGCGGGACAAACAUGACGGUGAACUCGGAGGGUAGUGAGAAGGAGCGGAUCGUGGUGUGGAUAGUCCUGCAGCGCUAACUUGUUUUGUAUGUUUAGUAAUGUGUACAUUAGUAGUUUGUUUUAGAUGUUUGUGUUUGUGUUUCCUGGUCGAGGUUUGUCGAGUAGUG
Myxozyma melibiosi is the source of this 1813-nucleotide messenger RNA. RefSeq lists its product as uncharacterized. Gene Ontology annotation, cellular component: RSC-type complex. Gene Ontology annotation, molecular function: chromatin binding; protein binding. NCBI's taxonomy places the organism in Eukaryota, Fungi, Ascomycota, Lipomycetes, Lipomycetales, Lipomycetaceae. The transcript is spliced from 5 exons. Gene Ontology annotation, biological process: transcription elongation by RNA polymerase II; chromatin remodeling. The record is from RefSeq and is a predicted model, not a curated record. The coding region runs from base 225 to 1724 and encodes 499 amino acids.